Messenger RNA from Phanerochaete carnosa HHB-10118-sp, 1614 nucleotides. RefSeq lists its product as uncharacterized. Lineage: Eukaryota; Fungi; Basidiomycota; Agaricomycetes; Polyporales; Phanerochaetaceae. The transcript is spliced from 3 exons. The record is from RefSeq and is a predicted model, not a curated record. Bases 62 to 1471 code for a protein of 469 amino acids.
GAAGCCAUCCCAGCUGCCGUUCCUGUCCCACAUCUCCGUUCGACUAUCUUUCGACUACAUCAUGGCCAAAGGAAAACGCAUCACAGAGAAUGCCGGCGUGCAGAGGAACCGCAUCGAGUCACACGUCAAGCCGAAGUUCGUUAACUCAUUUCUCCUUUACAAGUCCUACGUCGGCUUGCACUGGACUGGCCCACACCAAGACGAGCCUCUCCGCGGCGGCGGAGUGACCAUAGGCAAAGUGGCCGGUGAACUGUGGAAAGACAUGCCUCGUAACCGCAAAGCCUUCUGGAGGGCCAUGGCUCAACAAGGCUUCGCCGUAGUAUCGAUCGAAAAGACCAGACGCGCCAUGAAGGCGUUCAUCGAGCAGUAUCGCAGCAAGGACGGGUAUGAGAGCGACGCAGACGGGUACGACUGGAAUGCUACCGAGUUCAUGGAGCAGAAUAUCUACGAUGCCAUCGUCGAGGCUAGCGACAGUAACGAACAGGACUUCCGUGAAGUGAAGGGAAAGAGGCCAAUCUCGGACAAGGAUAAACGAGGCCUGCUCGACACGCUUUUCUACCUCGCUCUGCAGUCGAACCACAGCAAAGAUCUCGCUUCCUCCUGGAGCGGCCUCGACAAGGACACGAAGGGCAUAUGGCUGGCCAAGGGCGUCGAAUACUUCGACUACUGCGGCAACGAGAAGGACCGCCGACACAUGAUGUACACUGCCGCAUUGGCCGAGCUCUUUGCUCAAGGCGACCACGCUCCGAUUCAGUCUGCGGAGGACUUCUUCUCAACCACGGAGAUUGCUCGAAAGCCUGCGAUGAAGCCUGCUCGUGACAUGCCUGAAAACCCGGUGUCGCAGCGCUCGACUCUCUUUCAACAGCAUGGGCCGACCCCUCGGGCACCCGCCAUUCAACAACCAGCAAUCAUAAGUGGCGUACCUAGAUCUCUAAGCCUUGGCAUGCGCGCACAGUGUAUGUCGGCAAUGCUACCUUCCGUGAGCUCCCACUAUCGCGAUACGAACCAGCACGCCAGUCCUCCUUCGAAUGCUUCGAUGGCGAUUGGAGGAGCUCUUGUCGGCCACGCUGGUCGGAACCAACACGCGGACUCGCUACCUUCUGUUGUCACCGGUCCUCAAUCUUUGUACAACGCUGGCUUGACCGGGUACGACUACAUCAGAGCCUCUCAGCGUUACGGAGCCCAACCCCUCGUGCCGCAGCACAGCCUUAACCAGUACUCCGUGAUCGAUCCCCGAAUCGCGUUUGGCGACAAGCAAUCGGUACCAAAUUGGGCCGAUGGGGGAUUUACGCACGCCGAGCAGGAAUCCCUCACAUCUGGUUGGGGACAACCGAACGUAGCCGUCGAGAACAUCUGGGAUCUUACUGGUGUCCCGCCCGGACAGGGACCUGGAUACCUAUGGAACGAUGCGGAAUGGGAAGCUCUACUCAAUACUGUCAAUCCCUAUCUUUCUCACAACGACGCACAGUGAUGAGUGCGUGCUCUUCGCUCCGAACGCUAAGCUUGGAUAUAUAGUGAUAGCUGGGAUCUUUGGGAAUUGAAAGACCGAUUCUUAUGUAUAUUUAUCGGAAACAAUAAGGUCGUAUCUUGUCGUUCCAUUAUAUAACGUAGUCG